CCGUAGAGGAGCAGGAGCACGUUCGGGUGUUCGUGCUCGAUCGCGAUCACUCGUGCGACGUCGGGGAUCGGGUGGCGGUGUGAGCGUGCGACGUGCGACACUGAGGAUACGGACUUGUUCAGUAAAACGGCGUCGUAGAAAGUGAGCGAAAGUGAUUAUAGAGUGUCAUGAUAAAUUCGCGCGAAUGUUUAGUCCGGGAUCGGUCGUCGGUAGCUUCGUAAAACACGACGGGAAAAACGAGAGAGAUCUGGUUCUCGCGGAUCGACGGUGCGCCGCCGAGAGAGAGAGAGAGGGGUGAAAAGGAUCGAAUCGGUGUGGUUGGUGGGACGGCCAUAACUGGUGUUCUGCCGUUCGUUUCGGUCUCCGUGUCCGUUAGUGAUCGUCGCAGGUCGCAGCGAAAGGGCAGAUGCCCUUACGCGGUUCGCGCUCCCAUUGGCGGGUACUUGGCGCUGUUCAGCCCGGAUCAAAGUACUCUGCUAGAUCCGGAGGUGUUGUCGGUCGCAGCUUAUUCCCGUGUUUACUAGGCUCGCGAAAUACAGGGACGAGCGGUCAGCCGCCCCCCGUGGGGGGCAAUCGUCUCGGACACGAGAGUCUUGGUACGGUGAUCGGUGCUGGUGCUCCCUGUCGCGGUGAUCUCUGUCUGGCAGUGACUACGACGACGACGAGGACGGAGACGACGACGACGGAGACAGCGCCGUCAACAACAACGGCGACUACCAGAACGACCGCAGCGCCAUCGACAGCGCGGCCGCCAUUGCACCGAGAAGAAGUGGCAGCAGCACCACCACCGCGAGCACCAGCGAUUCCUUCGAGGAGAGAAAGACGAAGAAAUGCCCGUAGGUCCGCGAACGGCGACGCGAUUAAACAUGGAGGCCCCGUCCGGUUUGUAACACGGUGGCCAGGUCUCGUUUAAACGCCGCACCACCGCCAACGGAGCCUCUUGCGCGAGAGCGCUCCUCGAGUCGGGGCUGCCUAAAAGUCGCCUUUCCUUGCCCCGUGCCACUUUUCUUCGCGAGGGCCCGCGAGCCUCGAGGAUGGAGCUUCGCGUUGGUAAUAAGUACCGGCUCGGACGGAAAAUCGGGAGCGGCUCCUUCGGCGACAUUUAUCUAGGUACCAACAUCUCCACCGGCGAGGAAGUCGCUAUCAAGCUAGAAUGCAUAAAAACGCGGCAUCCACAGUUACACAUAGAAUCGAGGUUCUACAAGAUGAUGCAAGGAGGCGUUGGAAUACCUACAAUAAAAUGGUGUGGUUCAGAAGGUGACUACAAUGUGAUGGUAAUGGAGCUACUUGGACCAUCUCUGGAGGAUUUGUUUAAUUUCUGUUCGAGAAGAUUUUCUUUAAAAACAGUGUUGCUACUCGCCGAUCAAUUGAUAUGUAGAACGGAUUACACGCAUAGUCGCAACUUCAUCCAUCGAGACAUCAAGCCGGACAAUUUCUUGAUGGGACUGGGCAAGAAGGGAAAUCUCGUGUACAUUAUAGAUUUCGGGCUGGCCAAGAAGUAUCGCGAUGGCCGCACUCACAAACACAUACCCUACCGAGAGAACAAAAAUCUGACGGGAACAGCCAGAUACGCGAGCAUUAAUACACACUUGGGAAUUGAGCAAUCACGGCGGGACGACCUCGAGUCUCUGGGAUAUGUCCUGAUGUACUUCAACAGGGGUAGCUUACCUUGGCAAGGUCUGAAAGCGGCGACCAAAAGGCAAAAAUACGAGCGUAUCUCGGAAAAGAAGAUGUCCACGCCUGUCGAGGAGCUGUGCAAGGGUUAUCCUGUAGAGUUCGCAUCGUACCUGAGGUACUGUCGAGGCUUGCGUUUCGAAGAGAGGCCGGAUUAUUCGUAUCUUCGACAACUGUUUCGGACGUUGUUCCACGGACAGGGGUUCACCUACGACUACGUGUUCGAUUGGAACAUGUUGAAGUUUGGGAACGUGAGGCAACCGACGUUGCCGUCGGCGCAACAGGCGCCGAUGCACUCGCAGCAGACGAACACGGGGCUGCCCUCCGGGACCAAUAACGAUCAGGAACAUCGAUCAAGGCCCUACACGCGGCAGUGUCUAGCGAACGCGUCGGUGACGACGGUGGUGGGUCCGGCGGUGGGCACGACCUCGAACCUCAGAAGUCUUCGGCAAAAAGUGAUGGACGCUCGCCGCGAUCAGGACAAUCAGGAGAAGAUUGACCUGCAAGGUAAAAUCCAGUUCUACCAAAAAUUAUCGGUUAGCGGUCAGCAGCAGCAAGGGAUCGCGGAGCGAAAAACGCAGCUCGUAGUUAGUCACGCGCAGCCGGGCGGUAGCGAGAUGCUCGUGCAGCAACGCUCGACCCCCUGUCAGUUCAGUACGUUCAAAUCGUCUCCGGUUAGGGUAACGCCAGAGGUCGGGUCCUUGGACGUGUCCGGCUUGAGCUUGGGCCAGCGGGACGCGGCCGGGUCGCCUAACCGGGACUACCAGCCGAUGAGCCGACUGCGCGAAUCUAGUCCCCAGCUGGACAACCGUAGCAAUUUUUUUUCCUGGUACAUGGCGGACAAGGACGUGGAUCGCGAGGUGGUGACGUUCGACGGCAAAACCAAGACUGACCGUAAGGAGGAUCGCGCGGUCUCCGCCGGGUCGUUGAACUGCUUCGGCAGCGUGGACAGAGACUCGGGGCAGAAGAAGAAAAGCUGUCGGCGUACGGACGCGCGACGUCAUUCGGGCAACGUGGAGUUCCUCGACGAAGAGACGGAGUUCUUCAAGAAAAUGAUUUCCUCGAAGCCCAGGAAGAACUUCUCGUUCGCCAGCAAAGAGAAGAAGGCCCACAGGAGCCUGGAGUCCGUGGGGAGGAGCGUCGACCUGUCUCGCUUGAAUAGACUGGUGCUUCUGUUCGACGACCGGCCGAAGACCUUCUGCAACUGCAAGCAGAGAAGCCUGGACUACUCGCAACGGUCGAAGAAAUCGGUGGACACCUCUGCGAACAAAGCGCCUUCCCAGAGGCGACCGAACUUCUUCCAGCGCGUCCGACGUAGUUGGCAUUUUUUAAUCAAGCAACGAAGGAUCCGGCGACGAAAUAAAUACGAACGGCCGCAGAGUGUGCAGGAGAAGUGCGAGUAUUUUUUACAGAAGUAUCAGAAGAACGAGCUGUUCGUGCUUAGAGCCUCUUGCGCCCAGCAGCAGGCUUCGGUGGUCACGGACAAAGAGGAGGUCGCAGCCAAGCCGGAGGACAGUACGUUUCGCGCGAAGAAAGUCGAGGAGGACGGUUCGCCGAACAGGGCGGACGGCAACGUUGAGAAGGAGCCGCAAGCUAGUCCUUCGACCGAGUGCUGCUUUCCCGACGAAACCAAAUACCACGACCUCAGCGAGAGCAACGCUUCCGUCGAGACCAAGCCCCCGGAUCCUUCCAGCAACGCUCAGGAACGGGAACAGGAACGCUUAAACGGGAACAAGGAGGCGGACGUUGGCUACUCGACCAGUCAGCUGGGCAAACUCUGCUUGCAGAACAUGCAGAACGCUAAUCGCAACGAUGCUCUCUACUCCCACGAGGUAGCCGGCAACGACAAGGACAAGGAGGAGCAGUUCAUGGACUGGAUCGUCGGAGCUCGUCUGGACACGGUCAGUCGCGGAACGAACACCAGCGAUUCCCUGGCUCAUGGAAAGCUAGACCGGAACCUGGACACUCUGACCGGUAUCCUGUUGGACAUGUUUAUCUGCAUCUGCAUUUAGGCGACUUUCGGGCGCCUGUCCAACGCACCACCGACCGAUCCACGUCCCGCAGGUUCCUCUCUCUGUAUGUUAUGCUUGAGCCGGUUCGAUCGGGAUAUUUCGAUUUUACUUUAGUUCUUUCUCCCGUCGAGUCCAAACGAGCUGCUUGCCUUGCUCGACAGUGGCCGAGCGUUGUCUCGAAUCGUGCAGGUCGUCCCGAAGCUUCUCUCGGCUAAUAUUUCUCGAAUAUUCGAACAAGAUAAAAACAGAUCCUGAAAGCAUCGACACUCCCUCCUGUCUCAAAAUUCCAGCUUGGGUCAGCCUGUACAGAUGCUUCGAAAAUCACUGAUUACGUGCGAAAUCUCGUUUACCAAUCAAGACUGUCCGCAACUCACACUGCCAUGAUCGAAACGUACCGUUUAAGUUCCGCCGAGCGAACGGGAAUCGUUGAAAUUUCAUCGUCUCGUUUCAGAAUCUGUUCAACCGCGAACGGAUUCGAGGAGAAAAAUCGAAGACUUUCGAAGCAUCUCCAUGAUCGCGGGUUUUCUUUCUCGACGCUCUCAUAAUUAUACAUAUACACGCGUAUACAUACAUACAUUUAUAAUAUAGAUAUAUACUUAUAAUAUACAG
Megalopta genalis is the source of this 4295-nucleotide messenger RNA. Lineage: Eukaryota; Metazoa; Arthropoda; Insecta; Hymenoptera; Halictidae. The record is from RefSeq and is a predicted model, not a curated record.